Messenger RNA from Prunus armeniaca (apricot), 1311 nucleotides. The record is from the annotation of a GenBank genome assembly. Lineage: Eukaryota; Viridiplantae; Streptophyta; Magnoliopsida; Rosales; Rosaceae.
AUGGAUCCGGUUCUUCCGAUUGCGGUGCUCUCAAUUCUGAUCGGCGCUGUCAUCGCUCUAGCCUUUUUUGGUAACUACUUCCGGAAACGGAGCUCCGAAAUUCAGUCCAUCUCCCAACCGGAGCUCCAAUCGGACCCCAAAAAGCAGCCCUCCAAGCCUCACCAGACCAAGAAGUCUCAUGCCAAACCUCACUCUCAUACCUCUGACAAGGAUCAAAAUAAGAAACAUCAUCCGUUGGACGUGAAUACUUUGAAAGGUCAUGGAGAUGCAGUCACUGGCCUUUGUUUCUCGUCGGACGGGCGGAGUUUGGCAACAGCUUGUGCGGAUGGAGUGCUCAGGGUAUUCAAGUUGGAUGAUGCUUCGAGUAAAAGUUUCAAGUUUCUGAGAAUUAAUUUGCCUGUUGGAGGUCAUCCUGUUGCAGUUUCAUUUUCUGAUGAUGGAUUAUCUUUAGUUGCGGCUUCUCAAAGUCUUUCCGGUUCUUCUUUGUACAUGUAUGGGGUGGAAAAACCCAAACCUUCUGAGGAAGUAAAGCAGCAGCCCAAGCUUCCCCUGCCUGAAAUCAAGUGGGAACAUCAUAAAGUUCACGAGAAAUUAGGUAUUCUCACCUUAUCUGGGACCACCGCAAGUUAUGGGAGUGCUGAUGGGAGUACAAUUGUUGCUUCAUGCUCAGAAGGAACUGACGUCAUACUUUGGCAUGGGAAAACCGGCAAGAUUUUGGGGCAUGUUGACACAAAUCAGUUGAAAAACACCAUGGCUGCUUUAUCACCAAAUGGGCGUUUCCUUGCUGCAGCAGCUUUUACUGCAGACGUGAAGGUGUGGGAGAUCGUAUAUUCAAAGGAUGGUUCAGUCAAGGAGGUCUCAAAAGCUAUGCAACUUAAAGGGCAUAAGAGUGCAGUAACUUGGUUAUGCUUUACUCCUAACUCAGAACAAAUUAUCACAGCAUCCAAAGAUGGUUCAAUAAGAAUUUGGAAUAUCAAUGUUCGAUAUCAUAUGGAUGAGGAUCCGAAAACUCUGAAGGUGUUUCCAAUUCCACUUGAUUUGGGUGGUGCAACUGUGCAGUAUGAUCGUCUUAGUUUAUCUCCUGAUGGAAAAAUAUUGGCAGCAACUCAUGGUACAACACUACAGUGGCUAUGUGUUGAAACUGGAAAGCUUUUGGACACAGCUGACAAAGCCCAUGAAGGUGACAUCACAUGCAUUGCAUGGUCACCCAAGACAAUUCCAAUGGGUGAUGAGAAAGUAUUGGUUUUGGCCACAUCAAGUAUCGAUAAGAAGGUAAAACUGUGGGCUGCUCCAUCUCUCCCUGCACCAUAA